GUCACAUGUCACUUCUGACAGAUAGCUAAAUGUCAAGGUGUCCGUCUCUGUCUGUCAGGGGUCAGGCCAUCAAGGAUUGGGUUGAGGUUUGAUUGAGGUAUAUUUUGCUUUUUGGUUUUUACUAUGUUUUAACAUUUUUUGUUAAAUAUUCCAGAGUGUUUUUUGAGGUGUAAUGCAGUGGGUAGUUUUUUAUUCGCAAGAACCUCUGUACAAAACGUAGUUCUAUUUCAACAGCAUUAAUCAACAAAGGUACCAAAAUUACAUUUUUUCCAAAUCUGUAAUUUCUCAAAUAAUUUCAUAAUUUACAAGAGAAAAUCUUGACCUAUAGCAGGGGAACCUGAAUGUUGUAGCCGACUAACUAUUAUUACCUAUUCCAUAUAAUUCUACUUACAUCAUGAAUGAUAUUCUGGAAAGGUUGGAAUCUAAUAACAAAGAAGUAGUUGAAAAUGUCAAGCAAAGCAUACGAGAGCAAUUUAUGAAAGUUAAUGAAUCCUGGCUACUGAAUGGCUUAUAUGAUUACUACAUUCAAACAAAUUCUGAAAGAGCAUUGGAGAUAAUAGUUAAUAUAAGGGAACCCCAUUAUGGAUAUUUAUUUGAUAGAUUGUCAGAUUCAAUAAGGAGCUCAAAAUUAGAAGCCAAAGUCCAGUCAUUGACAGUGCUGGGGUAUUUAGCACGUAGUCAGCCGACAUGGUUAUACAAAAUUCAAGAUCAUUCAUUAUUGAAAGAUAUGCUAAAUUUACUGAAAAAUGAAGUGGAGCUUCUACCAUUGAUAAGUGCACUUCUUGUUUUAAUAGUGUUGUUACCUAUGCUACCAUCGACCAUGGCAUAUUAUUUAAAAGAUAUUUUUGAUAUAUUCAGCCGACUGGCAUCAUGGAACUGCAAUCCAGGCAAAAUUGAUGACCAACUGAUUCAUAUGCAAGUCGCUUUGUACGCUUUAUUUUUGAGACUGUAUGGAAUGUUCCCCUGUAACUUUAUAAGUUACUUGAGGAGUCAGUACAAAGAUAAGAAUAAACCUGUAUUUGUCCAUACAAUUAAGCCAAUGUUACAUACAGUUAGAAUGCAUCCUUCUUUGGUCACUGCUUCAAAAGAUUUAGAAACAACUACAGAAAGGUGGCGAAAGAUGAAAGUUCAUGAUGUUAUAGUAGAGUGUGAAAGAUUUAGCUUAGAUUUAGUUGAUAGAUGCCCUCACGAUACUUGUCAAUAUCCGACGGGGUUUAGAUCAAGAUCAGGAACUACAAAUUCAACGAUAGAACCUUCAUAUCAGCUGUCAGACCUAAAAAGUUUAGCCUUACUCCAAAAGCCGCCUACCUCAGACUCAAGAACUUUCUUUACUCCAAGCAGUGUGUUUGCCGCCCCGCCUAUCUCAGAGUCGAUUCCGACGAAUGUCAUGCGUCUGCAGGAUAUGCCAUCUUCAGGAUAUCCUCCAGAAGGCACAUCUCCUCCAGAAGCUGCUAUAGAAGCCACUCCAGAAACAACACCCAUAAGAGAUUACCAUAGCAUCCCGAUCCGCCAACCGCCAACCAGCUCUAACGUGGUCCGUGCUCUGACCUCCUUUGCUGUCUCCAAACCUAGAUCCUCCCCUCUGGCUCCUACUUCUUCUUCGGGCACGCCCUCCCAUUCUCAACCCUCUUCGCCGAUGAGGCUCAAGGACAGUUCUGGGACCCACGGGGGACACGCGACACUCUUCACUUACCCAUCCGCUUUGGUCAGGGAUCAUGGGACCAGCUUGCACACCAAGCAGAAAGUAGAAAAGUUGAUGCUGGAGAGGAUACAUAUAUCUGAAGGUUUCAGUGAAGAUGUCUCCAAAAGCAAGUGUCUUCCACCGCCGUCUAGUCCUUUACGCAUCAUCAACCCAGAUCUGACGCCAAGACAGUUGAGCCCCAAGAGAAUAGAAACGUCGUUGAGUAAUGAUGACGAUGAGGGUGUGUCGAUAGUUAGCAGAGGAAGUGUACCAACAACACCUAAACGACUAUCAUCUGGAAGAGAUAUUUUCUCUCAGGAUUUUGGAGAUGGAGAUGGAAUUGAUGAAAGGGUUGAAGAGGAGAAAGAACAGGCCCAAGGGUCGCCUUGCACGGCAGGCGGACUGCAUAUGCCCAACUCGAAGUCGAUGAACAACUUUGCAAAACGAGUACAGCGAUUACGUCAUCAUAGUCAAUGCAAUCCCGAGCCAGAGAGAAUAGAGGUGUCGACAGGGAGUAGUCCUGGUAAAGGUAGUGCUGGGGCAGCGUUUAGCAGUACCACCGUUAGAAGGGCAAUAUCUUGUCCAGAAAUGAAGAAAACGGGUCUCUCGUCUGCCAAAGAUAACAUAGACAAACCUCUGAAGGAGACUGAUGAAGAGAUAACUGUAGAAAAAAACGGCAGUGACUCUCAUAACGGUUCUAUGGAAGAGAGAACUUACAGUACCAAUUCAACGCAAACGGAGAACUUUUGGCCGUACGAGCAUCUCUUUCUUGCUGUAUUUCCCUCUUUAGAAUCCAACAACGAGUAUAGAGCGAGCCCGUUACCUAGUCCUGCACCGUUCAAAGAGGAAAGAAGUUCACCUUCUGUUUAUGAUGUUUUAGAUAGAUAUCUGGAAACGGCAUGCCACGCAAGUAGCGAUAAAAAUUCAGUACAAUACCUGAAAGAUCAACUGCAACUGGUUCAUCAACACCUUUUAUUUGAGAGACAUCGGAGAGAAAUUCACGCUUAUAGAAACAGGAGGCUACUAUCAGAUGCGAAAAGCACACGAUUGCUGGAAGAGUGCAAUUCAGCAUUGAGGGACACAGUACAACUCCAAGAGAAAUAUUUAGAUGAUUUAAGGAAUCAAUUGGACAAGAAUAGAAUAGACAGGUUAGAAGAGGAAAAUAAAUUGAAUCGAACCAUUCAGUAUUGGGAAGAACAGUGCAAGGUAUUGCAAGAAGAAUGCAAAGGCUUGAAAAGUGCUAACGAGAACCUGGUUAGUGAAGCUAGUGAGUUGAAAAACCAAUGUGCCAUCCAAGAUGUAAAAAUUACUCAAUUGUCAUCUGACGUACUUGACGCUAUCGCUGAAAUGAAUGUCGCAAAGCAGCAAGCAAAGUGUGGUGAAAUAGGAAGGAAGCAGCUGGAGCAAGUAAAUAAAGAAUUGUUGAUGUUAGGCGAACUGCAAUUGAAAUAUCAAGAAAGGCUGGAUCAAGUCGAAGCGAAACGGGAGGUUCAGGAGGAACUAAAUGUAACGAAAGAGACCUAUCGGGAAGACAUUCGAGUUGUGAAUCACCAUCUGGAAUCGAAGAUAUCAAUGAUAGAUUCCUAUAGGACUAGGUUAGUAGAAUUGGAGCACACUAUGGCGUCCAAGGAAGCGGGGAUUCUUACUCAAAAGCAGAUGCUCAGUGGGUUAAAUGAACAGCAUUUUGAGAAACUUGAGGCUGUGGAAAGCAAAUAUCAAACGCAAUCGACGAUAUACCGAUCAUUAGAGGAGAAACUGCUCGACUUGAGGCAACGACUGGACAUUGCCGAGUAUGAAAAGAAACGGGCGUUACAUUCUCCUGAUACAAGUAGCUGCCACGAAGUAAAUGUCAGUACGACGGUAGGAUUGAGCCCACACUCGUCGCCAUUGUCAGCCUCGCUAGCUUCAUCUGAGGGAAGCAGUGUGCUGCAUGAGAGGGAAGUGAAGAAUUUGCAAGCAAUCGUGGACCAAAAGGAAGAAUAUUAUCCUGACAAUGAUGGGCAGUUUGCUUCCACGUCUACAAAAACCGACUGAUUUUUCAUCAAUGCUUAUACUUUUACAAAUGGAUGGAAAUUUACAAAUAUGGCAACAGGUAUUCAUUAUUUAAUGAAAUGCCUUCAAAUAUUGGGAAAACUUCGAGUGAGUGAGUUGCCUUUCGAAAAAACUUUAGCUUCUGAAAUUCGGACCAGCCUUGGCGAUAUAAUCAGUCAAAUCACCAAUUUUUUUCAUGCACGAUGCAACUAUUUUCAUUAUUAUUAUGUAACUAACAGAACACAGUAUCGGACUUGGAUAGCUGACAUUGAAAAUCCAAAAGAAAUUCAGGUUCAAGAUGUUUUCCAGUGUUAUUAUGGAGGCAAUUCACUGUGCGCUUUUGUGAGUGAUUUUAGAGUGCGUGAAAUUUGAUACAAAUAUUAAUGCAAAACAGUUGUUAGAAGGAAGAUAAGUCUAAACGAUUUACUUUAUCAGUUGCCAUCCUCAAAAGUGUUAUUUGUUAUAAGAAGUCGAGUUUAUUUGUGAAUUGAAAUGUUACUUUGUGUGAGGUCAGUUGUUGAAAAACGUUUUUGUAAUUUUAAUGCUGAUGAAAAUAUUACCUAUUUAUUGUUAUAUAUGGCAGAAUUACAAUGUUUUAUUGAAUUCAUUUGGU
Molecule: messenger RNA, 4325 nt
Organism: Acanthoscelides obtectus
Lineage: Eukaryota; Metazoa; Arthropoda; Insecta; Coleoptera; Chrysomelidae
Source: the annotation of a GenBank genome assembly